GUGACUUCAUACUAGUCAUUAAAGGAGAACCAGAGAGACACUGUUCACUGGCCUGGAAUGUGUCUUUUCUGUAGCUCAUGUGACCAUCCUUUAAUAAGCGUAGUUUGUCUCAUUAAAGCAGCUGAAUGAAUGCAGACUGUUCCGCUUGAAGCCUCAAACUUGUUUUUCUCACAGAAAUGUCUCAUAGGUUUGUGUUUUAGAUGAGUGCACUUGAAUAACAUGCAUUUCCUUUGAUUGUGAUUCUCAUCAGGUUGCACAUUUUGGAGCCACAUAUUGGAAUCUUUCCUUAUCUUUCUGAACUUCGAUCCCGGGAUCAUCAGUUGAGAAGAGGGCAACAAUAAACUUGCUCUGUUUCAGGCUAGGCCUGAUCCCUUCAUCUUUCAGUCCCCUUCAGGUUCUCAGCAGACGUGUGUCUGAACAUGGACCCGAGCACAGUUCUCUUGUUCCCAGUACAUGCAGUAGUAUGGCUCUACUCACUCUUGAGCUUUCUCCCAUGGUACUUCCUGACUGGAGCCCAGGAAAAGAAAUCCUUGGCAAAGAGGCUCAAAUCCAGGUCAACCACGGGUCAGGCUGAAGGGCCGUAUCGAUCCGUGGAUCGCUUCGACUCCCUGGUCACGGAGGACUUUCCUGGAAAAGACACCCUUGAUAAGCUGUUUGACUAUGCGGUGGAGCGCUUCGGUAAAGCGGACUGCCUGGGAACCAGAGAAGUUCUGAGCGAAGAAAAUGAGACUCAGCCGAGUGGGAAGGUCUUCAAAAAGUUGAUUCUAGGUGAUUAUAAAUGGAUAUCCUAUGAGGAGAUGGACAUUCAGAUCAGUCAUUUUGGGAGUGGACUGGCAGCACUAGGCCAACAGCCAAAAAGCACCAUCGCUAUUUUCUGUGAGACAAGGGCAGAGUGGAUGAUCACGGCUCAGACCUGCUUUAGACACAAUUUCCCAUUGGUCACCUUUUAUGCAACUCUGGGAGAAGAGGCAGUGGCUUUCGGAUUGAAUGAGUGUGGAGUUACACACCUGGUCACCAGCGUCGAACUGCUAGAAACCAAACUGAAGGAUGUUCUUUCUCAAAUCCCCAAUCUGAGGCACAUCAUCUAUGUGGACAGGAAGAGCAUCAGCACAGCUGGGUAUCCACAGGGCGUCCAGAUCCACAGCAUGCACUAUGUGCAAGAGCUGGGAGCCAAGCCAGAAAAUUUGAGAAGACCCGUAGUGAAGCCCGUCCCAUCAGACCUCGCUGUUAUCAUGUACACCAGCGGCUCCACCGGUAGACCUAAAGGGGUGAUGAUUGUUCACAGUAACCUGAUCGGGGGCAUGGCAGGCCAGUGCGAGAGGAUACCUGGAUUGGGCUCAAAGGAUACAUAUAUUGCCUAUCUGCCUCUUGCUCAUGUGCUGGAAAUGACGGCUGAGAUCUCCUGUGUGAUGUACGGCUGCAGGAUCGGCUAUUCCUCACCACAAACACUGUCUGAUCAGUCCACCAAAAUUAAGAAAGGAAGUAAAGGUGACUGCACCGUGCUCAAACCUUCUCUAAUGGCGGCUGUACCCGAAAUAAUGGACCGGAUCAAUAAGAACGUCAUGAGUAAAGUGCAGGAGAUGAACUGCGUGCAGAGAACCCUGUUCAAACUGGCCUAUGACUACAAGCUCGAGCAGAUCAAGAGGGGUUAUGAUGCACCUCUGUGCAACAUUUUGUUUAAGAAAGUCAGAUCUCUGCUGGGUGGAAACGUGCGGAUGAUGCUGUCCGGAGGAGCCCCUCUGUCUCCUGCCACUCAGCGCUUCAUGAACAUCUGCUUCUGCUGUCCUGUUGGUCAGGGUUACGGUCUUACUGAGACCUGCGGAGCGGGAACUAUAACCGAGGUUGCUGACUAUAGCACAGGACGAGUAGGAGCUCCUCUGAUCUGCUGUGAGAUCAAACUCAAAGACUGGGCAGAAGGAGGCUAUACGAAGCAUGACAAGCCUCAUCCACGUGGUGAGAUCCUCAUCGGAGGUCCUAACGUGACCAUGGGUUACUACAGGAGUGAAGGCUGUAUCAACGAGGACUUCUUUGUGGAUGAGAACGGCCAGCAGUGGUUCUGCACUGGUGAUAUCGGAGAGAUGCACCCUGACGGCUGUCUUCAGAUUGUUGAUCGCAAGAAGGACCUUGUGAAACUCCAAGCUGGGGACUACGUCUCUUUAGGCAAAGUUGAGUCCGCUCUGAAGAACUGCUCUCUCGUUGACAACAUCUGUGCUUACGCAAACAGUGACCAGAACUACGUUAUCAGCUUCAUUGUUCCUAAUCAGAAGAAGCUGACCGCUCUUGCCAGGCAGAAGGGCAUUGAAGGCUCGUGGGAAGAGAUUUGCAACCACCCGGUUAUGGAAAGGGAAGUUCUGAGAGAAAUUAAAGAAGUUGCAAUUUCAAUUAAACUCCAGCGUUUUGAAAUACCAGUUAUGGUCCAUCUGAGUCCGGAGCCUUGGACCCCUGAAACGGGUCUGGUGACGGACGCAUUCAAACUCAAGAGGAAGGAGCUCAAGAACCACUAUCUCAACGACAUCGAAAGAAUGUAUGGCCACAAGUAGGACCAAAGAAAUCUUCAUCAGCUCUUCACCGUGAAACAUUACUUUUUAUCAAUAAAUGUUAAAUACAACUGUU
Molecule: messenger RNA, 2613 nt
Organism: Carassius carassius (crucian carp)
Lineage: Eukaryota; Metazoa; Chordata; Actinopteri; Cypriniformes; Cyprinidae
Product: long-chain-fatty-acid--CoA ligase 4-like
Exons: 14
Coding region: 420-2540 (706 amino acids)
Biological process (GO): long-chain fatty acid metabolic process; long-chain fatty-acyl-CoA metabolic process; neuron differentiation
Cellular component (GO): endoplasmic reticulum; lipid droplet; plasma membrane
Molecular function (GO): arachidonate-CoA ligase activity
Source: RefSeq, a predicted model, not a curated record